Molecule: messenger RNA, 540 nt
Organism: Verticillium alfalfae VaMs.102
Lineage: Eukaryota; Fungi; Ascomycota; Sordariomycetes; Glomerellales; Plectosphaerellaceae
Exons: 3
Coding region: 1-540 (179 amino acids)
Source: RefSeq, a predicted model, not a curated record
AUGCCGACAAUCCUGGGCAGCCAGUCCUGUUUGCUUCGCGGGGCCCACCUGCAACUCGCUUUUACUCCCUUUCGCUCUCUCUCCAAAUCUCACAUCCACCGUCGUCGCCAGUACUCGAUGUCGCACUGCACUGCCCGCCGCACCGCAUCUGACGUGGUACCGGCUUCGGAGGAAUGUCGCCCUGUUCACGUCCCACUUCGGCCGCACCGAUUGUGCUCGCCCCCCCCCCCACUCCUUUCAAAGUGGACUAUCGUGCAAUGGGGACUGUGCUGUGUAGUGCAGCAGCUACCAUGUACUUGGUCUGAUCUGGCUCGCGAUGCAUCCGGGUGUAUUGGAUGCCGCGCCAUGUCGCCUCGUGCACGUCUCCUGACACGGGUGCGAGUCCUCAGGGAAAGCGUAACGCGCACAGAGCGCGAAAUGCCUGCUGAACGCUACAGGCAUCCGCCUUCAUCAUUGGCUCCUCUAUUUCUCCCACGAUGCGGCGGCCGCGCUGUGCGGGUGCGGACGGGCGGGAAGCGGGAGAAUAUGGACAAUCGAUGA